Messenger RNA from Colletotrichum truncatum, 435 nucleotides. RefSeq lists its product as uncharacterized. The record is from RefSeq and is a predicted model, not a curated record. Lineage: Eukaryota; Fungi; Ascomycota; Sordariomycetes; Glomerellales; Glomerellaceae.
AUGUACAUUUCAUCAUCCCUUGCCCUUCUCGCAGCAACUGCCCUUCAGCUGGCCCAGCCCGUGGCAGCCAACUAUGAAAGUGGCAAGGCCGUGCAAAUCAACUUCUACUCCAACUCCGGUUGCUCAGCUUACAUCGGCGAGACUGCAGCGUGGUGGACCCGUUCGCCGCGUGCCGGUGAAUAUGUAUCUGGCGGAACCGGAGGCGACUGCUUCUCACUCAACAUGCCGGGCAACAGCCAGAGCUUGAACCUUGCCAGCGUCUGGAAGGGUAACGGGGCCAAGACAUCAGGUACCUGCCAGCUUUACGACGGAUACAACUGUGGAGGCACCGCUGGUUCCGGAGGGUACUCUGGGGGCUCAGGAAACUGCGUGCCGGCGAGGAGCUCAAAGGGGCUGUUGUGGAAGAGUGCUCGCUGUGGCGCAGCGCCCAAGUAA